GAGGUAGCGACAUGGUAACAUUAGUUGUGAUGCUAACGGUGAGGUGCGGGUGGUAACACGAGAGAGAGUAGGUGUGAGUCUGGUAACAAAUGUAGAAAGAAAUAAUUCCCAAGAAAAACAGCACGGGAUCCAUGGUGGUGGUUUGGCUUCAAGCGAGAAUAUGCUCAACAUUUAUGCGGCAAAAACGUUGCUAAAAAAAAGUAGCAGCACUGCUAAUGUAGCAUCAUUUGAAAAGUCAGCAACUAGAGAAUGAGGAGUGCUUGAAACUGCAUUUCAACAUCUACGGCUGGUUUUCACACCAACAGAAUGCCGAAACAACCAUUUCCAGAUCAACGCCAUAUGAAAAAGAAAGUCAACAACAGAAGGAGAUAACGUCCGCAGGAACAUACCACAUAGCGAAAGACAUAUACUAUUCAGAAACAGAAGAAUCAGAAUCAGCUUUAUUUGUUACGAUUUGGUGGGCGCAUUGCGAUGCGCGGAGGUGUCGGCCCCAAGAUGCCAAAGACGGGAGCAGGCAGGAGUGAAGGUGGCUUGUCUCCAACUGAGCGUGGCCUGGCAUGGCGCUUCCUGUUUGGGAUGUACCCCUGCAGCUCCACUGCUCUAGAGCGACCUCUGCUGCUGGAGCAGCUGGCUGUACGUUACCAAGUCAUGAAGAGAAAGUGGCAGAACUUCCUCCCUUCCGCUGUACAGAUGCACCUCAACGGCACGGACGCUGAGCUGGUUGCAGCAGUUAGCUACUUUCACCAGAGGCAGGCGCUGAUCCAGCAGCAUGAACAGAACCAAAAUGACAUGGUCCGACAUAGGCUGGUAUUCUUGGAGCUGCAAGCACAGAUAUUGUUUGAGCGUGUUACAUUCGACAAGGAAGAGGUGCAGGAAGCCAUUCGAAUCAUUGAUAAGGACGUUCCAAGAACUACCAGAGAUCUAGGAUACUACCAAGGUGAAGGUUCAGGGAAUCUGUUGGUGUUGAGAGACAUCCUCAUCACUUAUGCUGCUUUUCAUCCAGAGGUGAGUUACGCCCAGGGAAUGAACGACUUGUGCAGCCGAUUCCUUGAGGUUCUUGAUUCGGAGGUGGACAGCUUCUGGAGUUUUUCCUCUUACAUGGAGAAAUUUGCGAAGGAUUUCAGAGAAGAUGGUCUGUACAGAAAAAUAGAGUUGGAGGCAGCCUUGUUAAAAGAGUUAGACCCUCAGCUUCAUGUCCACUUGGUGACAGACAGCAUGGAGAGCUUCACCUUCUGUCACAGAUGGCUGCUGCUUGGUUUCCAGAGAGAGUUCGAACACAGUGACGCUCUUCGUUUAUUCGAGAUCCUGAGUUGCGACCACCUGGAGCUCAUUUCCCAGCAAGUAGACCGAGCCCGUCAUCAGGAAAGGCUGGCACAAACAUAUUGCACAGAUGAUGGGUGCGAGUCACAGCUUCAGGCUGUCAACACAGACUUCACGUUUGAGUUGUUUAUCUGUGCGGCCAUACUGCUAGACCACAGAGACACUCUGCUGCAAUGUCGAGAUGAAGUCCAGCUGAUUCAGUUCACCACCAGCCUUCAGGGAACACUGGACUUGAACAGCACGCUAAAGAAAGCGGAGCGUCAUUUUUUCAACUACUGCAAGCGCUGUGCUUGGGACUCCAUGAGCAACCACUGCAGAGCACACAAGAGCAAAGAAGAAGACUUUCUACAUCAGCUGCGUUGUUUAUUUGUUUUAAGAUAGAAAACAUUAUUCCAGUUCCCGGAACAUUUCUUCGUGUCUUAUUGUUUAUCCUCCUGAGGGAAAUGUAUCGUAGCAGUGUAGCACCAACACAAGUGUUUGUUUUUUUUUCACAUGAAAUGUCAAAAGAAAAUAAUGCCAUUGCUUCAGAACGGACUUUGUUAUGUGAUAUUUCACUCGUGGAAUGUGACACGCCACAGAAUUCUCUGAAACUUUUGAUGAUAUUAUGGACCGUAGAUGUUGAAAUCCCUAAAUUUCUUGCAAUUGCACUUUGAGAAACGUCGUUCUUAAACUGUUUGACUAUUUGCUCACGCAGUUGUGGACAAAGGAGUGUACCUUGCCCCAUCCUUUCUUGUGAAAUACUGAGCAUUUUUUGGGAAGCCGUUUUUAUACCCAAUCAUGGCACCCACCUGUUCCCAAUUAGCCUGCACACCUGUGGGAUGUUCCACAUAAGUGUUUGAUGAGCAUUCCUCAACUUUAUUAGUAUUUAUUGCCACCUUUCCAAACUUCUUUGUCACGUGUUGCCUGCAUCAAAUUCUAAAGUUAAUGAUUAUUUGCAAAAAAAAAUGUUUAUCAGUUUGAACAUCAAAUAUGUUGUCUUUGUAGCAUAUUCAACUGAAUAUGGGUUGAAAAUGAUUUGCAAAUCAUUGUAUUCCGUUUAUAUUGACAUCUAACACCAUUUCCCAACUCAUAUGGAAACGGGGUUUGUAAUAUUUAUAAUAACAAGUUGACAGAUGGGAAUAAAGGAAAUGUCCUGCAUGA
Messenger RNA from Nerophis ophidion (straightnose pipefish), 2460 nucleotides. Its product is annotated as TBC1 domain family member 15. The transcript is spliced from 10 exons. The record is from RefSeq and is a predicted model, not a curated record. Gene Ontology annotation, biological process: activation of GTPase activity. Bases 472 to 1701 code for a protein of 409 amino acids. Lineage: Eukaryota; Metazoa; Chordata; Actinopteri; Syngnathiformes; Syngnathidae. Gene Ontology annotation, molecular function: GTPase activator activity.